CUCUGUCACCACCAUCGGAGGAGGGAUGUUUGGCUUCUCCUGAUCCACAAACACGGCAUCACAACACUGGAGACAUGUGGGUACCCACGGAGCACGAGAAAUACGGCGUCGUGAUUGCAAGCUUUCGAGGAACAAAUCCACAUGGCUUAACACUGGAGAUUGGGGACACCGUUCAAAUAUUAGAGAAAUGUGAAGGUUGGUACAGAGGAUUUGCCCUAAAAAACCCCAAUGGCAAGGGCAUUUUUCCUGCAAGCUAUGUACAUAUCAAGAACGCAUCAGUAAAAAACAAAGGGCAGUUCGAAAUGGUAGUACCAAAAGAAGAUGCUGUCAUAACAGAGAUGACAUCUACACUCAGAGAUUGGGGAACCAUGUGGAAACAGCUUUAUGUGAAGAAUGAAGGUGAUCUUUUCCACCGUCUUGGUCACAUAAUGAAUGAGAUCCUGGAUCUGCGCAGACAAGUUCUAGUGGGGCACCUGACUCAUGAUCGAAUGAAUGAUGUAAAACGGCACAUCACAGCCCGUCUGGACUGGGGAAAUGAGCAGUUGGGACUGGAUUUGGUCCCUAGGAAAGAAUUUGCCAUGGUGGAUCCAGAAGAAAUUAGUGUUACUGAAUUAUACCGAUUGAUGGAACACAGACAUAGAAAAAAGGACACUCCAGUACCAGCAAGUAGUCACCACCUCUUUGUGCAGAUGAAAAGUUUAAUGUGCUCUAACCUGGGAGAAGAGCUAGAAGUGAUAUUCUCACUUUUUGACAGCAAAGAAAAUCGACCAAUAAGUGAACGGUUCUUUGUAAGGCUGAAUAGGAAUGGGCUGCCGAAAUCUCCAGAGAAGACAGAAAGAUACAGUUCUCUCUUUGUUGACUUAAGUUCAAGUGACCUUCGGAAAGACAUUUUCAUCACUGUACACAUCAUCAGAAUUGGCCGAAUGGGGGCAGGUGAAAAGAAGAAUCCCUCAAAUGUGCAAUAUCGGCGCCCUUUUGGUUGUGCGGCUCUCAGUAUUGCUGACCUUUUGACUGGAGAAUCAAAAGAUGACCUCAUUUUGAAAGUAUAUAUGUGCAACACUGAAAGUGAUUGGUAUCAAAUCCAUGAAAAUAUUAUCAAGAAAAUGAACGCUCGCUAUAAUCUUACGGGCUCAAAUACAGGGUUGGCAGUUUCCCUUCAGCUGCUGCAUGGAGACCUUGAGCAAAUUAGAAGAGAUUACUCCUCGGUGUUCACCCGUGGGGUCUCGAUAACAAGAAAGCUCGGCUUUUCAGAUGUCAUAAUGCCUGGGGAAAUGAGGAAUGACUUGUACAUUACCAUAGAGAAAGGGGAGUUUGAAAAAGGUGGCAAAAGUGUUGCUAGAAAUGUACAAGUUACAAUGGUGAUUGUCAACAGCGAAGGACAAGUUUUAAAGGAUUAUAUAUCUUUUGGUUCAGGAGAACCCACAGCUCAUGAGUAUCAUUCCUUUGUGUUAUAUCACAACAACUCUCCUAGGUGGUCAGAACUGUUGAAGCUUCCAAUUCCUGUGGAUAAAUUCAGGGGAGCACAUAUCCGAUUUGAAUUCCGUCAUUGUUCUACAAAAGAAAAGGGUGAGAAGAAAUUAUUUGGCUUUUCCUUCAUACCACUUAUGCAAGAAGAUGGCCGAACAUUUCCAGAUGGCACCCAUGAGCUCAUUGUACACAAGUGCGAAGAGAACACAGUUUUCCAGGAUUCAUGCCGCUACCUCAAACUCCCAUUUUUGAAAGGAAAUCAACAUGGAAAUAAUAAUCAAGCUGUUAAAAGUACAAAAGAGUCUUUUUGGAUAACUUCAUUCCUUUGUUCAACCAAGCUGACACAAAAUGGGGAUAUGUUGGAUCUACUGAAAUGGCGAAUGCAUCCAGAUAAAAUCCCAGGCAGCUUGUCUAAAUUAAAGGAAAUUGAUGGUUCAGAAAUUGUUAAGUUUCUUCAAGAUACACUGGACACUUUAUUUGGUAUUUUAAAUGAAAGUUCACAGAAAUAUGCCUCAAAGGUAUUCGAUUGCUUGGUACACAUCAUUAACUUGCUACAGGACAGCAAAUUUCAGCACUUUAAGCCAGUAAUGGACACUUAUGUAGAAGGGCAUUUCUCUGGCGCUCUUGCUUAUAGAGACCUCAUAAAAGUGCUGAAAUGGUAUGUGGACCGAAUAAUUGAAGCUGAGAGACAAGAGCAUAUCCAGGAGGUAUUAAAGGCCCAGGAAUAUAUCGUUAAAUAUAUUGUUCAAUCUCGAAAGCUGUUUGCUUUUGCAACAGGAGGACAGAAUGAGGAAGAAUUUAGGUGUUCUAUUCAAGAACUUCUGAUGUCCAUACGCUUCUUCCUAUCCAAAGAAAGCAAAGGAGCUAGUGCUUUAGCACAGUCACAGGCUGUGUUUCUGAAUUCUUUCCCAGCUGUAUAUUCUGAGCUUCUGAAACUGUUUGAUGUGCGGGAAGUGGCAAAAAUGGUGCAUGAUACCCUGGGCAGUCUGCCAGCAGUCAUGCAUGUGGAUGAUGCACUUCAAGAUGUAAAACUUCAGUGUAUUGCAAAAACAGUAGAGAGUGAGCUAUACAGCAAUCCAGAAUCCCGUUUUAUACUCCUCCCCACUGUCCUCCACCACCUCCACAUGCAUCUGCAGGGGCAUAGAGAUCUUGUAAUGUGUGCACGUAUCCUUAGCAACAUGUUUUGUCUAAGCAAGAAAAACAGCUCAGAGAAGUGUGCCAUGAAGGAAAUCGAUGUAAUUGUUAACAGUCUGCUGGACAUUUUACUGAGGACUAUUUUAGAGAUUACAAGUCGACCUCAGCAGUCAGGCUCAGCAAUGAGGCUUCAGUUUCAAGAUGUGACUGGCGAAUUUGUGGCAUCUCUGCUUUCUCUUUUGAGACAAAUGACGGACAGACAUUACCAACAACUUCUUGAGAGCUUCAACACAAAAGAGGAGCUUAGGGAUUUUUUGCUGCAGAUCUUUACAGUAUUUCGGAUACUUAUAAGACCUGAAAUGUUUCCUAAAGACUGGACUGUGAUGCGUUUUGUUGCAAAUAAUGUUAUCAUUACAACAGUACUGUACCUUUCUGAUGCACUGCGGAAGAACUUUUUAAAUGAGAGCUUUGACUAUAAGAUUUGGGAUUCAUACUUUUACCUUGCGGUUAUUUUUAUAAAUCAGUCAUGUCUGCAGCUGGAAAUGUUUACCCCUUCCAAAAUGAAAAAGGUCCUGGAAAAGUAUGGUGACAUGCGUGUGACAAUGGGCUGUGAAAUCUUCAGCAUGUGGCAGAAUUUAGGGGAACACAAGUUGCACUUUAUCCCAGCCUUAAUCGGUCCGUUUUUAGAGGUAACUCUAAUACCUCAGCCAGACUUGCGAAAUGUUAUGAUCCCCAUUUUUCAUGACAUGAUGGACUGGGAGCAGAGAAGAAGCGGCAACUUUAAACAGGUUGAAGCAAAGCUAAUUGACAAAUUGGACAGCCUAAUGUCUGAAGGAAGAGGUGAUGAAACCUACCGGGAGCUCUUCAACAGUAUCUUAUUAAAGAAAAUUGAGCGGGAAACAUGGAGAGAAAGUGGUGUAUCAUUAAUUGCCACUGUAACACGACUCAUGGAGAGACUGCUGGACUACAGGGACUGCAUGAAGAUUGGGGAAGUGGAUGGGAAGAAGAUUGGGUGCACUGUUAGUCUAUUGAAUUUUUAUAAAACGGAGUUGAACAAAGAAGAGAUGUAUAUACGAUAUAUUCACAAACUGUAUGACCUGCACAUGAAAGCACAGAAUUACACAGAGGCUGCCUACACCCUUCUAUUGUAUGAUGAGUUACUGGAAUGGUCUGAUCGGCCACUUAGAGAGUUUCUUAACUAUCCAAUGCAAACAGAAUGGCAAAGAAAAGAGUACUUACACAUGACCAUCAUCCAGAAUUUUGACAGAGGGAAAUGCUGGGAGAAUGGAAUAAUACUCUGCAGGAAACUUGCUGAGCAGUAUGAAAACUACUAUGACUACAGGAAUCUCAGCAAAAUGAGGAUGAUGGAAGCAUCUUUGUAUGAUAAAAUAAUGGACCAGCAGCGACUGGAGCCAGAGUUUUUCCGUGUUGGAUUUUAUGGGAAAAAAUUCCCAUUUUUCUUGAGAAACAAAGAGUUUGUUUGUCGAGGCCAUGACUACGAGAGAUUGGAGGCUUUCCAGCAGCGCAUGCUAACAGAAUUCCCACAUGCCAUUGCAAUGCAACAUGCCAACCAACCCGAUGAAACGAUAUUCCAAGCAGAAGCACAAUAUUUACAGAUAUAUGCAGUCACACCAAUCCCUGAAAGCCAGGAGGUUCUUCAAAGAGAAGGUAUUCCUGACAACAUCAAAAGCUUUUACAAAGUAAAUCAUAUCUGGAGGUUUCGGUAUGAUAGACCUUUUCACAAAGGCACCAAGGACAAGGAGAAUGAAUUCAAGAGUCUUUGGGUUGAAAGAACAGCUUUGACGUUGGUGCAGAGUUUGCCUGGUAUAUCGCGAUGGUUCGAAGUUGAAAAACGUGAAGUGGUGGAGAUGAGUCCUCUGGAAAAUGCUAUUGAAGUCUUAGAAAACAAGAACCAACAGCUGCGAACUUUGAUUAGUCAAUGUCAAACGCGGCAGAUGCAGAACAUUAACCCACUGACAAUGUGUCUGAAUGGAGUUAUUGAUGCUGCAGUUAAUGGAGGAGUUUCUAGGUAUCAAGAGGCUUUCUUUGUGAAGGAGUACAUCUUCAACCACCCCGAGGAUGGAGAUAAGAUCUCACGCCUGAGAGAACUAAUGCUUGAACAGGCUCAGAUUUUAGAGUUUGGUUUAGCAGUUCAUGAAAAAUUUGUGCCUCAGGAUAUGAGACCUUUACACAAAAAGAUGGUGGAUCAGUUCUUUGUACUGAAGUCAAGUCUGGGAAUACAGGAUUUCUCAGCCUGUGUACCACCCAGUCCUGUCAGUUUCCCCAAUGGAAGCCCUUGCAUACCUAGAAACUCCGCACCUGCCAUCAUAGGUCCAGAGGCUGUACGCGUGGUUCCUAGACGAAGUGCUUUAAGUUAUCCAGCUGUGAAUAGAUACUCUUCAUCCUCGCUGUCAUCACAAGCGUCAGCAGAAGUUAGCAAUUUGACUGGACAGUCUGAAAGUUCUGAUGAAGUAUUUCACAUGCAGCCUAGUCCUUCUACCUCAAGCCUGAGUUCUACUCAUUCUGCCUCCCCAAAUGUAACAAGUUCCGCUCCAUCAAGUGCAAGAGCUUCCCCACUGUUAUCUGACAAACACAAGCAUUCCAGAGAAAAUGCCUGCCUGUCCCCAAGAGAGAGACCCUGCAGUGCCAUAUUUCCAAUCCCAGCUGAACCGCCCCAGAGAGUUUUAUUCAAUCACAUUGGAGAAAACACCUUGCCUCGCAGUGACCCAAAUCUUUCUGCUCCAGAUAAAGCAGUGAAUACAGCCCCAAGCAGUUGGAGCCUGGACAGCGGGAAAGAAGCCAAAAACAUGUCAGAGAGUGGAAGGCUGAUAACUCCUCCUGUGCCGCCCAGGCCCACUCAGGCUGCUUCUCCAGCUAGACAUGUGGCUGCAGUAUCUCCUUCUCUGAUGGGAAGGUCUCCAGUAAAGGGCUCGAUGCAGUCAUUUACUCCGUCUCCUGUGGACUGCCAUCCAUCAAGCAUGAUGUCUAAUUCCCCAGUGCUGUCAGGAAGCUGCAGUAGUGGCAUUUCUUCCCUGAGUCGGUGCAGCAUUUCUGAGAUGUCGGGUUUUGAGAGUCAGAUCUUUGAUCAAACAGUAACUACUUCCAGUUAUGGCAUAUCAGAGGAGCCAACCAGAAAAGAAAACAAGACACCACCACCUUACAGCGUGUAUGAACGGACUUUGAGGCGUCCUGUACCUGUACCUCAGUGUCUUUCCAUUCCUGCACCUAUUGAUCCUCCAGCUUUACCACCCAAACCAGGCCCAGUACGUCCAACAAGCCUGGAGAAUGGCAAAAGGACUGAUCCACUGCCACGGCCAAGACCUUUCCCACGGAAAGUGUCACAGUUGUAACACAAUUACGCUUUCCUUUUGCUGUGAAUAAACUCUCUUUUUUUUUUUCCGCUAGAAAAAUUACCCUCUAGAGGUCCUUUUGCUGAAGAGACAGCUGCGGAAUGGGUAUAUACACUCAAUGAAAGUGUGGGCACUUUAAUUGUUUACUAUUUGUUUCCCUUCAUUAAGGAAGUAAAGCUUUUUGUUUUUUAUUAUUGUUUUGCACAAUAUUAUAGUGGUAAUAAUUCAGGAUUAACUUGACAAAAGGCACUUUUUGGUUGGAUAGAAACAGAAAGCACAAUACAGUCUGUUAGUAUGCUCUGUUUCUGGAUUACAAAUUCAUGAAAUAUCAUGUUGAUUUUUAA
Molecule: messenger RNA, 6295 nt
Organism: Nanorana parkeri
Lineage: Eukaryota; Metazoa; Chordata; Amphibia; Anura; Dicroglossidae
Gene: DOCK4
Product: dedicator of cytokinesis 4
Exons: 52
Coding region: 75-5951 (1958 amino acids)
Biological process (GO): cell chemotaxis; small GTPase-mediated signal transduction
Cellular component (GO): cytoplasm; plasma membrane
Molecular function (GO): small GTPase binding; guanyl-nucleotide exchange factor activity; GTPase activator activity
Source: RefSeq, a predicted model, not a curated record